This is a messenger RNA of Plasmodium malariae, 2295 nucleotides long. RefSeq names its product conserved Plasmodium protein, unknown function. The record is from RefSeq and is a predicted model, not a curated record. The transcript has a single exon. Lineage: Eukaryota; Apicomplexa; Aconoidasida; Haemosporida; Plasmodiidae. The coding region runs from base 1 to 2295 and encodes 764 amino acids. Gene Ontology annotation, molecular function: protein binding.
AUGAAAAAAGAGUUUGCGGAAUAUAACAAGAAAUUCUUCCGUAAUAUUCAAUUUAUUUACGAUUUUUUGGAUAAAAUUGGAAUGAAAAGUAGUUUGGAAGAAUUGAAAAAAGAAAGUAAAAUAAAUUAUGUAAAGGAAUAUGAUAAGUAUAUUUUCGAGGAUGCUACAAAUUACAAUUCAGAUGAUGAAACUAAUAGUAACGAUUGUUUAAAUGACAAUUUAAGUGAUGAAUUAGAUAUAGAUUAUAGUUUUUUUAUUCAUACUAUUGAUAAAAUGCAUAAUUCUAUUUUAUGCAAAGCCAUUGAUAACUUUGAAAGUACAUUAAAACAAAAAAAUAAGAGUAAUAUAAACAUUAAUGAAGAUGAAAAGAAAGAUAAUAUAUGUAGUGAAUAUAACAAUUUUUAUUUAAACAAUGAUUAUUUUCCGUGUUGCAAUAAAAAAGAGCAUUCAAUUAAGGUAGGUGAUAAUGAAAUAGAAAAGAAAAAAGAAGAGUAUAAUAACUGUAAUGAAGACAAUUUAGAAAAAGAAAACAGGAACAUACAAAUAUAUGAUAAAAAAAAUGAUAAGGAAGGGAGGAGUAAGGAAAAUAACAAUACUAUAUUUAAUGAUUCAUGUGUAUUAAGAAAAAUAGGUGAAAAGGUGAAAGAUAUAUCUGCACUGAGUAGAAAUAAUAUGAAGCUGCCUUUAGAUUUAAAUACAAAGCUUCAUAUGGACGUAACUGUUACACCUCAUAUAGAUGUAGAAAAAAAAUCUUCUAAUGAAGUGAAACUAACUAAAGAAAAAAGGAGUAUUAAUAAUUUUCCUUAUAAAUUUGAAAAUGAAAAUAAUAGUGAUAUGAAUAACAAGAAAGUAAAAAAUUGUAAUUUGAAUGACACAAAAUGUAGAAGCAACACAAAUGAGGAUAGUACAAAACAAAAUAGUACAGAAGACAUAAAAAAAAAAAGUAAAUUAUUAAAGAACGAAACUCAUAAUUGGGAUAAAUAUUUUACUUAUGAAAGAGAAAUUUCUAAAAAGUUAAAAGUUAAAUAUAUUAACAAUGCAGUUGAUAAUAAGAAUGAAGCUAAUAAUGGAGAAGAUAUUUCUUUAGAAGCAGCAUCAAAUAUAUUAGUUAUUAAAUACAUAGAUAUAUACAAUAUGGAUACUUGCAAAAACAUGCGAUUCGAAAACAUUAUUUUUUUUAAAAUUUUUUUGCCAAUAUUGAUUUUAGUAGGCUAUGCAGAUGGUAAUGUGAAACUUUUUCUAACUCUUUAUGAAAAGGGGGAUAAUGAAAAUAAUUUAGAAGAAUGUGUCCACUUAUGUAAAGAAUUAUAUAGCGUAUCCUUAGGCUCACCAAUAAUGUUUAUAGAUAUUAAUUACAAGGACGAUAUAUUUAUUGUAUCAACUAUGCAUGGGGAUGUUUAUAUAUGUCAUAUAAAUAUGAACAACAUAUCUAUGUUAAUAAAAUAUAUUGAAUUAAAAAACUCAAUUGAUGAAAUAAAAAAUAAUAUAAAAGGAGAUCAAAUAUAUAUUAGUAUAAUGAAAACGUUAAAAUAUCAUAAUAAAUAUUCAAUAAAGUGUUUAUUUAAUGAUGAUUAUGCUUUUUUUUGUUCAAUAGCUAAUGAUAAAAAUUUAAUUAUUUAUGAAAAAAUUGUAAAUAAAAUAGAAGAAUCUGUUACAUAUGAAAAAAAAAAAGUUAUAGGACUACCUGAGAUACCAACAAGUGUUUUAUGGGUAAAAGAAAAUAACGAUAACUACGGAAAUAGUAACAGCAAUGGUAGUAAUAUUUAUAAUAAUAAAGAAACCAUAGUUGUUAGUAUGCUAAAUAGCAAUAAUAUACUUUUUAUAAAUAGUAAAACGUUCAAUAUAGAAAAUAAAAUAUAUUUAUUUGAUUCAACAGAAAAGUAUAACAUCUUGAAUUUAGAAUAUAACAAAAAUAAAAAUAUAUUAGUUAUAUGUACAGAUACCUCUAUAAUAUUUGUUUAUUCAUUAAUCAAAAAAACAAUUAUAAGAAAAAUAUACGGGUGUGUAUUAAACUCACUCUCUUUUCCAACUUUAGAGGUAGAUAUAAAUGGCAAUAAUAUUUAUGUCACAUCCGAAGAUAGCACAAAUGGCUCUCAUAUUCUAAUUUUUGAUAUAAAAAGUGGAAAUAUUAUAGAUGUUAUAAAUAAUGGUUACAAAAUAAGGUGUUUUCAACUAUUAAAAAGUUAUAUAUGUCCAUUCUCUAACGAAACCAACUCAAAUAAUAUUGAAGAAAAUAAAAAAUCAUUACUUAUUUUAGGAUCAUUUGACAAAAAAAUACAUUUUUACUCAAACUGA